Messenger RNA from Wickerhamiella sorbophila, 870 nucleotides. Its product is annotated as Phosphoserine phosphatase. Lineage: Eukaryota; Fungi; Ascomycota; Dipodascomycetes; Dipodascales; Trichomonascaceae. Gene Ontology annotation, molecular function: L-phosphoserine phosphatase activity; magnesium ion binding. Bases 1 to 870 code for a protein of 289 amino acids. Gene Ontology annotation, cellular component: cytoplasm. The record is from RefSeq and is a predicted model, not a curated record. Gene Ontology annotation, biological process: dephosphorylation; L-serine biosynthetic process. The transcript has a single exon.
AUGACUGUACUCACUGCCCUGAGUAAAUCUACAAUCCCUGCAGGCUUCAAAACCGGCCUUGUAGAGCUUCUUCAACAGAAUAACGUUGCAAUCUCAAACCACAAGGAUCUCAAUCCAUCGGGCUCUGCUAUAGAGUAUGAACUGGAGGGCUACCAUGAUGGUGUCAAGAACAAACUGUACAAUUUCAGCAAUGAGUCAAAGGUUGAUAUCGUUGUUCAACCAUCGCAUCCUACCAGACAAAAAAAGCUGGUUGUUUUCGAUAUGGACUCUACACUUAUACAGCACGAAGUUAUCGACAUGAUUGCAGCCUAUGCUGGUGUUGAAGAGGAAGUUUCACGAGUUACUGAAGCCGCAAUGCGGGGAGAGCUUGAUUUCAACGCUUCUCUAGAGGAGCGGGUCAAGCUUCUCAAAGGCGUUCCCGUUACAGUUUACAAUGAUAUCAAAAAGAAGUUGAACUUGACCCCCGGCGCUCUCGAGCUCUGUAAGGGCCUGAAGGAGAACGGCGUCAAGAUGGCAGUGCUAUCUGGUGGCUUCCAGCCGUUUGUCGAUUGGAUUAAAGAGGUGCUGGGCUUGGAUUAUGCAUAUGCAAAUGUGCUGGCCGACGAUGGCGAGAAACUGGAGGGCAAAACGGUUGGGCGUGUCGUGAACGCCGAAGUCAAGGCCCAGCUGCUAGCCGAGAUCGCUGAAAAGGAGGGCAUUCCCAUCGAGUACACGGUUGCCGUUGGUGAUGGAUCAAACGACUUGAAAAUGAUGGACCGCGCUGGAUUCGGUGUAGCCUUCAGCGCAAAGCCCAUUGUCCAGGCCAAGGCCCCUAGCAGACUGAACACUGGAAACCUCGCUGACAUCCUGUAUAUUCUAGGCUAUAACUAA